Messenger RNA from Strongylocentrotus purpuratus (purple sea urchin), 540 nucleotides. RefSeq names its product echinoidin-like. The transcript is spliced from 2 exons. Gene Ontology annotation, molecular function: signaling receptor activity. The coding region runs from base 1 to 540 and encodes 179 amino acids. Lineage: Eukaryota; Metazoa; Echinodermata; Echinoidea; Camarodonta; Strongylocentrotidae. The record is from RefSeq and is a predicted model, not a curated record.
AUGAAGCUUCUGCUCGCAUCAAUGGCCGUUCUAGCCGUGGCAGCUUACGGCUUAGAUCUAGAUGCCAAUGCGUGUCAUCCAUGCCCCCAGUUCUGGCUUUUAUUCAACGGGAACUGCUAUCGUUACUUCGGGGAGCGGGUCACUUGGCUAGAGGCUCGGGCUCGCUGCAGGGAUCACUAUUCCUUGAAUGGAAGGGCUGAUUUAGUAUCCAUCCACACGGAACAGGAGAACGCCUUCGCAUACGACCUUUUCCGCUCUUCUGCAAGCAUCACACCGGGUCUUGGUGAGCCGCCGUACUAUGGGGUUUGGAUUGGUGCCUACCAGACAACAGAAGGCUUAACCGGACCCUUCAUUUGGUCUGAUGGAUCCGGUCUAGACUUCGAGCAAUGGAUGAUUGGUCAGCCGGACAACUACGGUAACGACGAGGACUGCGCCCAUUUGUGGCGUAGGGACGCAGAAGAUGAUAUCCUCCAGCCUUGGAACGACACUCCCUGUGAUAAAUACGUGAUGCCUUCCAUUUGUAAGGUGGUCCCAAAUUAG